This is a messenger RNA of Alligator mississippiensis (American alligator), 702 nucleotides long. It is a transcript of the gene HIGD1C, whose product is annotated as HIG1 hypoxia inducible domain family member 1C. Bases 102 to 395 code for a protein of 97 amino acids. The transcript is spliced from 4 exons. Gene Ontology annotation, cellular component: mitochondrion. The record is from RefSeq and is a predicted model, not a curated record. Lineage: Eukaryota; Metazoa; Chordata; Crocodylia; Alligatoridae. Gene Ontology annotation, biological process: mitochondrial respirasome assembly.
CUCUUAUUUCUGGCAGCAGCUUCAGCCUGCAGAACACAAGGUAACUCAUACAGCUGAGAUUAGAAGGACGGUUGAUACUUCAGCAGCAAAAGACGUGAACAAUGCCUUCUGAUGAUCACUGGUCUGCAGUGGAAGAGGACACUCAAGCAUCAAAAUUGGCCAGAAAAUCCAGGGAAACGCCCUUUGUGCCCAUCGGGGUGGCAGGCUUCAUUGCUGUUGUGGGGUACGGUAUCUACAAGCUCAGACACAGAGGAGACCAGAAAAUGUCUGUCCAUCUCAUUCACAUGAGAGUUGCAGCACAAGGGUUUGUCGUUGGAGCAAUAACAUUAGGUGUUAUCUACUCUAUGUACAAGGAUUUUGUUAAGUCUCCACUCAAGACUGGGACCAAAAAGUGAGCCAGCUCCGUGGGAAGAGGCAGGAAGGGGACGCACGCGUUCUGCACUUACUGUUUAGAAUUUCUCUGUAAGCGUUAUUGUCCAGAAGCUCAUUUUGAAGGCAACCAGGAAUUCUGUUGGCUGCGUCAUUGGAGAAGCUGCUGUCCCCCAAAGCACAUCAGAAAUUAUAUCCAAAUUUGUUAGGAGCCUCUACGCAUGAGACCCCUGUGUUACAGAAACAGCACUGCAGGUCCGCACUUGCCUAUUUAUGCUAUUAUUUAUAUAAAGUAGCCUAUUUGGCUAAAAUAAAAUACUCUUGAAAGUUUCA